Molecule: messenger RNA, 10897 nt
Organism: Jaculus jaculus (lesser Egyptian jerboa)
Lineage: Eukaryota; Metazoa; Chordata; Mammalia; Rodentia; Dipodidae
Gene: Vps13a
Product: vacuolar protein sorting 13 homolog A
Exons: 72
Coding region: 104-9607 (3167 amino acids)
Biological process (GO): protein retention in Golgi apparatus; protein targeting to vacuole; autophagy
Cellular component (GO): extrinsic component of membrane
Source: RefSeq, a predicted model, not a curated record
UCGGGAGUCGCUCGGGAGCCGGUGGACUGAGCGGUCUCGAGAGGGGCACACAGGGAGAAAGGGGCGCGAGGGGCAGCCGCUGUGCCCUCCGCGGCCGAGGAAAAUGGUCUUCGAGUCGGUAGUCGUGGACGUGUUGAACCGGUUCUUGGGCGACUAUGUGGUGAACCUGGACAAGUCCCAGCUCUCUCUGGGCAUCUGGCAAGGUGCUGUGGUCCUCAAAAAUCUUGUGAUUAAAGAAAAUGCCUUGAGUCAACUGGAUGUACCAUUCAAAGUUAAAGUUGGUCAUAUAGGUAAUCUUCAACUUGUAAUUCCAUGGAAAAACCUUUAUACCCAACCAGUUGAAGCUAUCUUAGAAGAAAUUUAUUUACUCAUAGUGCCUUCUUCUAGAAUAAAAUAUGAUCCUCUAAAAGAAGAAAAACAACUUUUAGAAGCAAAGCAACAGGAAUUAAAACGAAUAGAAGAAGCAAAACAAAAAGUAGUUGAUCAAGAAAAACCUCGGGAAGAAAAACAGGACACUUUUGCAGAAAAAUUAGUUACUCAGAUCAUAAAAAAUCUUCAAGUGAGAAUUUCCAGCAUUCAUGUUCGUUACGAGGAUGAUAUCACAAAUCGAGAUAAACCACUUUCAUUUGGUAUUUCUCUUCAAAACCUCAGCAUGCAGACAACUGAUCAAUACUGGGUUCCAUGUUUACAUGAUGAAACUGAGAAACUAGUUCGGAAGCUAAUCCGAUUGGAUAAUCUUUUUGCCUAUUGGAAUGUGAAGUCUCAGAUGUUUUAUCUUAAUGAUUAUGAUGAAUCAUUGGACAACUUGAAGAAUGGUAUUGUCAAUGAAAAUAUAGUCCCACAAGGUUAUGAUUUUGUAUUUCGUCCUAUAUCUGCUAAAGCCAAACUUAAGAUGAAUCGUCGAUCAGAUUUUGACUUUUCUGACCCUAAAAUAAACCUGGAUGUUGAGUUACAUAACAUAGCCAUUGAAUUUAAUAAACCACAGUAUUUCAGUGUGAUGGAACUUCUUGAGUCCAUUGAUCUGAUGAAACAAAAUCUGCCUUAUAGAAGAUUUAAGCCUGAUGUGCCUCUUCACUACCAUGCCAAGGAAUGGUGGGCUUAUGCUAUUCAUGGUGUUCUUGAAGUAAAUGUUCAACCUAGUUUACAGAUGUGGUCAUGGAAGCAUAUUAAAAGCCACAGACAAAAUGUGAAGCAAUAUAAAAAACUGUAUAAAAAAAAGUUAACAAAUAAGAAGCCAUCUGCUGAAGUUCUCAUGACUUUGGAGAAGUUGGAAAAAAUCCUGGAUGUCUUUAAUAUAACCAUAGCUAGACAGCAGGCAGAAGUUGAGGCAAAGAAAGCUGGAUACAAGAUCUACAAAGAGGGAAUAAAUGAUCCCGAGGAUAAUAAAGGAUGGUUUGGUUGGCUGUGGACAUGGUCAGAAUCAGAAGCUAAACAACAACCAGAAAUUAAACCUGGACUUCUUGAAGAAAUGCUGACACCUGAAGAAAAAGUUUUACUCUAUGAAGCAAUUGGUUAUAGUGAAACAGCAGUUGAUCCAACCUUGCCCAAAACUUUUGAAGCCAUAAAGUUGUUUGUCCACUUGAAAAGUAUGUCAAUUGUUCUCAGAGAAAAUCACCGCAAGCCAGAGCUGAUAGACAUUGUAGUAGAAGAAUUUAGUACUUUAAUUGUGCAAAGACCAGGAGCACAAGCAGUAAAAUUUGAAACUAAAAUUGACUCAUUUCACAUUACUGGCUUACCAGACAAUUCAAGAAAACCUUACCUUCUAACUUCCUUGGAUAACAUGUCACUUUUCCAAAUUACAUUUGAGAUAAAUCCUUUAGAUGAAACUGUUGCUCAAAGGUGUAUCAUAGAAGCAGAACCUUUAGAAAUAAUUUAUGAUGCAAGGACAGUCAAUAGUAUAGUGGACUUCUUCAGACCCCCAAAAGAGGUGCAUCUAGCACAACUCACCACAGCAACUUUGACAAAACUUGAAGAAUUUCGAAAUAAGACAGCAACAGGUCUGCUAUAUAUUAUUGAAACACAGAAAGUUCUUGAUCUACGAAUUAAUUUGAAGGCUUCAUAUAUUAUUGUCCCACAGGAUGGAAUUUUUAGUCCUACAUCAAAUCUUCUUCUUUUGGAUCUUGGUCACCUAAAGGUGACAAGUAAAACUCGUUCGGAAUUACCAGAUGUGAAGCAAGGUGGGGCCAACCUUGAAGAGAUAAUGCACAGAGCUUAUGAUUCUUUUGAUGUUCAUCUUACAAGCAUACAGCUGCUUUACAGUAGAGCAGGUGAUAAUUGGAAAGAAGCACGAAAACUGAAUGUAUCUACACAGCACAUAUUAGUACCUAUGCAUGUCAAUGUGGAACUCUCUAAAGCCAUGGUUUUCAUGGAUAUCAAGAUGCCCAAAUUUAAGAUCUCUGGAAAGCUACCUCUUGUUUCUCUACGAAUCUCGGAUAAUAAACUUGAAGGGAUUAUGCAGUUGAUUGAAAGUAUUCCAAAACCUGAACCAGUAAUUGAUAAACCUGCCCCUGUCAAAUAUCAGACUCAAGUAUCUACUUCUUUGCCAACAACACAGAUUUCUCAGAAAAUAAUUCCUCUUUUGGAAAUUCCCUCUGUUACUGAUGAUGACUCAGAAGAGGAAUUUUUUGAUGCACCAUGUAGUCCAUUGGAAGAGUCACCUCAAUUUGUAACUAGAGUUAAAUGUACUCGACAAAAAAAUUUACAAAAGCAAGACUGUUCAAUGAAUUUGACUCAGUUCAGAGUGCGAUUUGAAGUAGCAGAGGUUUUGAUUCAAUUUUAUCACCUUGUAGGAGAUUGUGAACUUCCUGUGAUAGAAAUUGAUGUAUUAGGGUUGGGUACAGAAGUUGAGAUUAGAACAUAUGAUUUGAAAGCGAAUGCCUUUUUGAAAGAGUUCUGCUUAAAAUGUCCAGAAUAUUUUGAUGAAAACAAGAAACCAGUUUAUUUGGUCACUACACUAGAUAAUACAAUGGAAGAUCUGUUAACAUUGGAAUAUGUGAAGGUUGAGAAAAAUGCACCUAACUUGAAAGAUACCUAUAAUAACAUUUUACAACUUAUUAAGGUGAAUUUUUCUUCUUUGGAUAUUCAUUUACAUACUGAAGCACUUCUGAAUACAAUAAAUUAUCUAACUAGUAAUCUUCCACAAUCAGAGGAAAAAUCUGCCCCCGUGUCUGUUCCAGAGACUGAAGACAAAGGAGAUAUCAUUAAAAAAUUUGUAAAGCCAUCACUGAACGAAGAUAUCAUUACCUUGCAGAUUUUAGCAGAAUUAUCAUGUUUACAGAUUUUUAUUCAAGACCAGAAACGAAACAUUUCUGAAAUUAAAAUUGAAGGGCUUGAUUCUGAGAUGAUUAUGAAGCCUUUUGUAACUGAAGUCAAUACAAAACUAAGGAAUAUAAUUGUUUUGGAUUCUGAUAAGAUGGCUACAUACAAAAAGGCUGUUUAUAUAACUGGAAAAGAAGUUUUCAGCUUCAAAAUGAUUUCUUACAUGGAAGCAACUGCUGGUUCUGCAUACACUGAUAUGAAUGUAGUUGACAGUCAAGUUAACUUAACUGUUGGUUGCAUUGAAGUGGUGUUUGUUACAAAAUUUCUAUAUUCUAUAAUGGCUUUUGUAGACAAUUUUCAAACAGCUAAAGAAGCCUUGGCUGAAGCAACUGUUCAGGCGGCAGGAAUGGCUGCCACCGGAGUAAAAGAACUGGCACAGAGAAGCUCCAGGUUCGCAUUGGAUGUUAACAUCAAAGCUCCAGUUGUGGUCAUCCCACAGUCUCCAGUGUCUCAGAAUGUUUUUGUUGCUGACUUUGGACUCAUUACAAUGAAAAAUAAGUUCAUUAUGGUAACAGAGACCAAGAGCAACCCCCCUCCUGUUAUAGAUUUGAUAACAAUCAAGCUGAGUGAGAUGAGACUCUACAGGUCUCAGUUUGUGGAAGGUAAAUACCAAGAAGUACUGGAUCUGUUACUGCCUUUAAACUUGGAAGUGAUUGUGAAGAGGAACUUAUCCUGGGAGUGGUACCAAGAAGUUCCUCAUUUUAAUGUAAAUGCUCAGCUAAAGCCCAUGGAGUUCAUUCUGAGUCAAGAAGACUUAACUACUAUUUUUAAAACAUUGUAUGGCAAUAUAUGGAAUGAAGAAAAUAUGAGUGCCCCUUCUGCUAUCAUUAAAGACCAAAGUGUCACAGGUGAAGUCAGCAGUGCUUCCCACCACUCAGAAGGAGCUACUGUAGUGACUGCUGCUGUGGUAGAGGUACAUCCACAGGUUUCUCAAGUUAAGACAACAGUAAACAUAAGUUUCAGAACAGACUACCUCACCAUGACAUUAUAUAAUCCAGGUCCUAAACAGGCUCCCUUUACUGAUAUUCGCGAUCCUUCUUUGAAACUUGCUGAAUUUAAAUUGGAGAAUAUUAUAAGUACUUUAAAAAUGCAUUCAGAUGAUUCAGCAUUCUGUUCUUUCUCAUUAAAAAAUUGCAUCUUAGAUGAUACAAGGCCUCAUGUCAAGAAAGCAACUCCUAGAAUGAUAGGAUUGACAGUUGGAUUUGACAAAAAGGACAUGAUGGAUGUAAAAUAUAGAAGAGUCAGAGAUAGUUGUGUGACAGAUGCAAUUUUUCAAGAAAUGUAUGUUUGUGCAAGUGUAGAAUUUCUGAUGACUGUUGGACAUGUCUUUUAUGAUGCCUAUAUGGAUGGCUUGGCUGUAGAAACAAGUGCUCAAGCCUGGACUUCUAAAGAAGUGCCUGUGCAGGAAUUAGGGAAAUGGGAAAUAAAUAUUCUUAUUAAAAAUCCCGAAAUUGUGUUUGUGGCUGAUAUGACAAGAAAUGAUGCUCCUGCUUUCGUCAUUACAACACAGUGUGAAAUUUGCUGUAAAGGUGACCUUGAAAGCAGUACAGUGACUGCUGCCAUUAAAGAUCUCCAAGUCAGAGCAUGCCCAUUUCUUCCAAUCAAAAGAAAAGGCAAAAUCACCACUGUUUUGCAGCCUUGUGACUUGUUUUAUCAGAGUACUCAGAUAGGUAAUGAUCCACAACUGAUUGAUAUAUCAAUAAAAUCCCUUACACUAAAGGUUUCACCAGUUAUCAUAUAUACCAUGAUAACUAUAACUUCAGCACUUGGUCCAAAUAAAGAAAACAUCCCAGAAGAAAAUGCUGCUUCUAUAGCACAUUUAUGGGAGAAGAAGGAUACAAAGAAUUUAAAAAUGUGGUUUCUUGAAGAAUCCAGUGAAACUGAAAAUGUAAUUUCCACAAUUGAUUUGGAACCCAAAGGAGAAAUGAUGAAAGUGAACAUUGAUUCUAUUUUUAUAGUUCUCGAGGCUGGAGUAGGUCAUAGAACAGUGCCUAUGCUUUUGGCAAAAUCGUGCUUUUCAGGGGAUUGCAAAAACUGGACUACCCUAAUAAAUUUAUACUGCCAUCUUGAACUAGAGGUUCAUUAUUACAAUGAAAUGUUUGGUGUUUGGGAACCUUUGCUUGAACCCUUAGAAAUUGAUCAAACUGAUGAUUUUAGACCAUGGAAUCUUGUAAUCAAGAUGAAAAAGAAAGCAAAAAAGGCCAUUGUUGAGUCUGAUACUGAAGAAGAAAACUACAAAGUGCCAGAGUAUAAAACUGUUAUCAGUUUUUAUUCAAAGGACCAAUUAAAUAUUACAUUAUCCAAAUGUGGUCUUGUGAUGUUAAAUAAUUUAUUCAAGGCAUUUACUGAAGCUGCUACUGGAUCGUCAUCCAGCUUUAUAAGGGAUCUAGCACCAUUUAUGAUCAUAAAUUCUCUUGGACUUAGUGUUACUGUGUCACCAAGCGAUUCUUUUCAUGUACUCAACAUUUCUAUGGCAAAAUCUUAUACCCUGAAAAAUGAAGAAACUUUAAGUAUGGAUUAUGCACGAACUAAGGACAAUGAUCAUUUCAGUGCAAUGACCAGCCUAAGCAGCAAACUGUUCUUUAUUCUACUUACACCUGUUAAUCACUCUACUGCUGAUAAGAUUCCCUUAACCAAAGUAGGACGCCGUCUAUAUACUGUAAGACACAGAGAAUCUGGAGUUGAAAGAUCUAUUGUUUGUCAAAUUGAUACAGUUGAAGGAAGUAAAAAGAUAACAAUCCGCUCACCAGUACAGAUUAGAAACCAUUUUUCAGUCCCAAUUUCUGUUCAUGAAGGAGACAAUUUAUUAGGAAUUGCCUUACCUGAGAAUGAAUUUAACAUACCAUUAGCAUCUUACCGAUCAUUCCUUUUUUUCAAGCCAGAAGAUGAAGACUAUCAGAAAUGUGAAGGAAUUGACUUUGAAGAAAUUAUAAAGUAUGAUGGAACCCUUAUACAGAAGAACUGUAGAUCUAUAAAGCCUUCUAAGAAAUCAUUUAUUAUUAAUAUUGUCCCAGAGAAAGAUAAGUUGACGUCUCUGUCAGUGUACUCAGAAGACGGUUGGGACUUACCAUACAUAAUGCACUUGUGGCCACCUGUCCUAUUGCGAAAUCUUCUUCCUUACAAAAUUGCAUAUUAUAUAGAGGGAGAUGAAAAUACAGUUUUUAGUCUACAUGAAGGCCAUUCAGCCCAGAUUUGUAAUGUACAGAUGGAUAGAGCCAAGCUACAUUUAAAAUUACUUAACUAUCUUAAUCAUGAUUGGAAAAGUGAAUACCAUAUAAAACCUAAUCAACAAGACAUCAGUUUCAUCAACUUUACCUGUAUUACUGAAAUGGAAAAGACUGAUUUGGAUAUUGCUGUCCAUAUGACUUACAAUACUGGUCAGACAAUUGUGGCAUUUCAUAGUCCAUAUUGGAUGGUCAAUAAAACAGGUCGAAUGUUACAAUAUAAAGCAGAUGGAAUUCAUCGAAAGCAUCCACCUAAUUAUAAUAAGCCAGUUCUCUUUUCUUUUCAGCCAAAUCACUUUUUUAAUAACAAUAAGGUUCAGCUUAUGGUGACUGAUAGUGAGUUGUCUGAUCAAUUUUCAAUUGAUACUGUUGGUAGUCAUGGAGCUGUUAAAUGCAAAGCCCUAAAAAUGGAAUAUCAAGUUGGGGUCACUAUAAACCUCAGCAGUUUUAAUAUUACUAGAAUUGUGACAUUUACUCCUUUUUAUAUGAUUAAAAACAAAAGCAAAUAUCAUAUAUCAGUGGCCGAAGAAGGACAUGAUAAAUGGUUUUCUCUUGACUUAGAUCAGUGCAUCCCCUUUUGGCCUGAGAAUGCUAGUAGUAAACUUCUUAUUCAAGUGGAAAGGAGUGACAGUCCUCCCAAAAGAAUAUAUUUUAACAAGCAAGAAAAUUGUAUAUUAUUGCGUCUGAAUGAUGAGCUUGGAGGCAUUAUAGCAGAAGUGAAUUUGGCUGAGCAUUCUACAGUUAUUACAUUUUCCAAUUAUCAUGAUGGAGCAGCUACGUUCCUAUUAAUAAACCAUACCAGAAAUGACCACGUUCAGUACAAACAAAGUUCUCUCAGUGUAAUAGAAGAUUCCCUUCCUCCUGGAAAAGCAGUACUUUAUACCUGGACUGACCCAGUGGGCUCUAGAAAGCUGAAGUGGAGCUGUGGGAAAAGCCAUGGUGAAGUAACACAAAAGGAUGAUAUGAUGACACCUAUAAAUUUGGGAGAAAAGACCAUUUAUUUAGUUUCCUUCUUUGAAGGCUUGCAGCGCAUUAUUUUAUUCACUGAAGAUCCAAGAGUAUUUAAAGCAACAUAUGAAAGUGAGAAAGCAGAGUUAGCAGAACAAGAGAUUGUGCUGGCAUUGCAAGAUGUUGGAAUUUCGCUUGUCAAUAAUUACACAAAGCAAGAAGUAGCUUACAUAGGUAUUACAAGUUCUGAUGUGGUUUGGGAGACAAAACCCAAGAAGAAGUCAAGAUGGAAGCCAAUGAGUAUAAAGCACACUGAGAAGUUAGAGAAAGAGUUCAAGGAGUACACCGAGUCAUCACCUUUAGAAGAUAAGGUCAUUGAAUUGGAUACUAACAUUCCGGUUUGCUUCACACCUAGUGGUAAUGACAUGAAAAUUCUACAACCACAUGUGAUAGCUGUACGAAGAAAUUACCUUCCAGCAUUAAAAGUAGAAUAUAACACAUCCGCACAUCAGUUUUCAGUUAGAAUUCAAAUUUACAGAAUACAGAUCCAAAACCAGAUUCAUGGUGCUGUUUUCCCCUUUGUGUUUUAUCCUAUUAAACCUCCAAAGUCUAUCACCAUAGAUGCAGCACCUAAGCCCUUUACAGAUGUCAGUAUUGUUGUGAGAUCUGCAGGACAUUCCCAAAUAUCACGCUUUAAGUAUUUCAAAGUGUUGAUUCAAGAAAUGGAUCUCAGAUUAGAUCUUGGAUUUGUCUAUGCUUUAGCAGACCUUAUAACAGAAGCUGAAAUGACUGAAAAAGCAGAGGUUGAACAUUUUCAUAAGGAUAUAGAAACUUUUGAAAAAGAAUAUGAAAUAGUUUCAUUAGUAGAUCAAUCACAAGUCAGUCUAUAUGAAUAUUUUCAUAUAUCUCCUAUCAAGUUGCACUUAAGUGUUUCACUGAGUUCUGGACGAGAAGAAGCUAAGGAGUCAAAGAACCAGAGAGGACUAAUUCCAGUGCAUUCCUUAAAUCUUUUGCUAAAGAGUAUUGGUGCCACCCUUACGGAUGUACAAGAUGUGGUUUUUAAGCUUGCCUUUUUUGAACUCAACUACCAGUUCCAUACAGCAUCUGAACUACAGUCUGAAGUCACGAAACACUAUUCAAAACAGGCUCUUAGACAGAUGUAUGUGCUCAUUCUCGGACUUGAUGUUUUGGGAAAUCCCUUUGGCUUAAUUAGAGAAUUUUCUGAAGGAGUAGAAGCAUUUUUUUAUGAACCUUACCAGGGUGCCAUCCAGGGUCCUGAAGAGUUUGUGGAGGGAAUGGCACUAGGACUUAAGGCACUAGUUGGUGGAGCUGUUGGUGGCUUAGCUGGUGCUGCCUCCAAAAUCACCAGUGCUAUGGCUAAAGGGGUAGCAGCUAUGACUAUGGAUGCAGACUACCAGCAGAAGAGAAGAGAAGCCAUGAAUAAGCAACCAGCUGGCCUCAGAGAAGGCAUCACUCGGGGAGGAAAAGGCCUAGUCUCUGGUUUUGUAAGUGGCAUUACAGGAAUUGUGACAAAACCAAUUAAAGGAGCGCAAAAGGAAGGGGCAGCUGGUUUCUUCAAAGGUGUUGGGAAAGGCUUAGUUGGAGCAGUAGCAAGGCCAACUGGAGGCAUCAUAGACAUGGCCAGCAGUACCUUUCAGGGGAUCAAAAGAGCUACAGAGACUUCUGAAGUUGAAAGUCUACGACCUCCUCGGUUCUUUAAUGAAGAUGGAGUUAUCAGACCUUACAGGUUGAGGGAUGGUACUGGAAAUCAAAUGCUACAGAUCAUGGAAAAUGGACGAUUUGCAAAGUACAAAUAUUUUACUCACGUCAUGAUCAAUAAAACAGAUAUGUUCAUGAUAACUAGACGUGGUGUGUUGUUUGUAACAAAGGGAACAUUUGGACAACUUACAUGUGAGUGGCAGUAUAGUUUUGAUGAAUUUACCAAAGAGCCAUUCAUUGUUCAUGGGAGAAGAUUGCGCAUUGAAGCAAAGGAACGAGUGAAGUCUGUAUUCCAUGCCAAAGAAUUUGGGAAAAUAAUUAACUUCAAAACUCCAGAGGAUGCUAGGUGGAUCCUUACAAAGCUGGAAGAAGCAAGAGAACCUUCUCCGAGCCUCUGAGGAAAAACACUGCCUUAAGGCCUAGUGAUCCGUUAGUAUAGUUUCUGCACUGUACCUUGUUACAUCUGUAAAGGAAACAUAUCACAGAAAUAAUUUCAAGGAUCCUGUGGCUUCAAUGCUUUUAUAACAAUAGACUCAGGUGAAAUUGCUAUGUGAAUGUGACUAAAGUACUUCAUGUCUUCAGAUUCCUAAGUAGAAUCAUGCAUCCUGGUUUAUGAAAAGAAGAAAUAUUUAUUCCAGGUUAUUUUCUGCAGUGAUGGAGAGAUUGGGCAUAGUCUCCAUAUGGAACAAAAUUAAAUGUUCCCUGUUAACAUUUGAAACGUCUAUCAUGUUUUCUUCAGACUCCUUAAGUGGUGGGUGACUAAUCUAGUCACACAUUGCCGCAGUAGUAUCAGAACCUUGGUGGUUAUUUCUUCAGAAUCAUGAUGUUCUUUUUACAAAUAAAUAUUUUGGUAUUUUUCUUUUUUAAGUAAAUUAUAGGUGUGGAUUAUACUUAAAAAUGAUAGCAUGAUUAUGACAGUAUUUUUUGAGAUUAGGAAUAGAUUGAAUAAUAACCCUUUUAGGCCCAGCCUUAAGAAACACUUAAAAAUAAAUAAAUAAGAGGAAUAUCAUGCCCUAAAAGGUAAAGUCCUUCCCAGAACUUUAGAGCCUUAGAAAUACUUCCUCUGGUCAACCACAUAGGUUUACCCUGUUCAUGUUUUUAAAGACUGUUGUUUUCAAAGUAAAAUCCCCAAAGCCUUAACAAUACCUACUGACUGUUCACUGGUAACAAGAAAUAUAAUGUCCAACAUUUGAAAAACAAUAAGUGAUGCUAUAGAAUAUUUAACCCCUCACAUUUGUAUAUUUGUGUACCCUAAAGUCUAGCUGAUAUUCUAUAGUACUAGCCAGAUUAAAAGUUUCUGGCUUGCUUUUUCUAUAAUUACUAAAGUGAGAAUCACUUAAAUAUACCAGGCCGCUCACCACAAAAAUUCUGGGCUUUCUUCACAUUAGUCAAAAAUAAUGUUACAGUGUUAUAGGUUUAGGGUUUUUUUCCAUAAUAUUGUCUCCUUAACAUUAAUGGACUAUUUAAAUUAAAAGUAAAUGAAUGUAUGAUUGUGAACUAUGAACAGAAUAUCUUAAUCUAUUAUUUAAAAACACACAGUAUUUGAUGUAUAUUGUCUCUACUAUUGAACUGUUGCAAACUGUUUCUGGGAUUGCAGAUUCUGUAUGGUCAAUUGCUUUGAAAUUCUCAGGCUCAUCAAAUCCUCGCUUUGUUAUAAAAGCUGAAAUAAACAACAUGCCAGACUGUAA